Anthostomella pinea is the source of this 903-nucleotide messenger RNA. NCBI's taxonomy places the organism in Eukaryota, Fungi, Ascomycota, Sordariomycetes, Xylariales, Xylariaceae. The record is from the annotation of a GenBank genome assembly.
AUGUCAUUGAAGUACAACGCUGCGCUGGGCCUCUGCCUCACAUCAGCUUCAGUCCUAGCCAGUCUUUUCUUCGCGCCAGAAGCAGACGCCUCCCACCUAUCCUCGCGAGCCUUCAGCAUCAAAGCCGACGGGUCCAGCACCGCCGGCGAGCCCUGGCCCGACGGCAAGGUAACCUGGUGCCUAAACGGCAGAUACAACGACAACACCCGCAAGAAGGUGCUGCAGAUCGCCAACGACGCCUGGCAGCUGUGGGAGGACGCCCUCGACGGCAAGUCCAGCCUCGAGUUCAAGCCCGCCGACGACGACAACCCGCUCUGCGGCGAGGUCUCCGACGCGGACACCGAGGCCGGCAUGCUGCAUAUCCGGCUGCUGAAGGGCAAGAACGCCUUCUCUUCCGUGGGACACACGGACGAGGAGGGCUCGAAGGAGAUGAAGUUCAGCCUGGCCGAGGACUACGGCGGCAUGGAUCCCGUCGUCAACUUCGCGCACGAGCUGGGUCAUGUGUUCGGGCUUGUGCACGAGCACCAGCGCCCCAGCGCCUGGGGCAGCGACGGCGGCGCGUCGCUGCUGAAGCUCAACUGCGAGAACCUAGCCGACUACGACAUCGCCGCAGCGCAGGGUCUGAACAUGGACGUGCUGUGCAGGGACCACUGGGCGGCGUCCCAGAAGGGGUUCUCGGCGCUGGACUUCCUGCCGCUGGCCGAGGCGGACGAGGAUGGGAUCGUGGAAGCGGGCGCCUUCGACUGGGAUUCGAUCAUGCUGUACAAUUCUCAUGCUGGCGCCAAGCAGGUCGGCGGCACGUUCCAACCUACCUUGGUCAAGAAGGACGGGUCGGAGAUUGGGAUCAAUAAGAAGCCCUCGAAGGGGGAUGCAGCGGCGGUUAUAAAACUGUAUCCGAAGUAG